AUGGCGUUCCUCCAGCGUGGCGCACGGCGAGCUUUUUGCGCCACAGGACGACAAGUCAGCUUGCCUGUUUUAGACUUGUCUCCCUUUAUGUCAUCCUCGUCAUCAGCUUUGCAACGCCAAGAAGCUGCCAGAUCGCUGGACGAUGCAUGUAGCAGUGUGGGCUUUUUCUACCUCGAAGGUCAUGGAGUGCCCACACAAGAGAUUCAGCAGCUGCAUCGCUUGGCAAAGCGCUUUUUUGCGCUGCCCGAGUCUGUGAAGGAGAGCAUUGCUAUGUCCUCACAGCCUGCCCAAGGCAGAGGCUACCAGAGGCUGGGGGAGAACGUGACUCUGAACCAACGGGACUGGCAAGAGGCCAUUGAUUUCUUUGCUCCGAUUCACUCGAAGGAGGUGAACCUCAACGCAUUUGCUGCAGAGCCAGCAAGGAUGCGGGAUGAAGAGAUUGAGAAAUUACAGCAGUUUAUGGACGCCCCGAAUGUUUGGCCAAACCAGCCAGCGGAGUUCAGAGCCUCCGCCGAGGCAUAUUUCUCCAAGGUCUCUCGAGUAGGUGAUGCCUUGAUGCAAGCAAUGGCCUUGGGAUUGGGGCUGCCACAGGACUUCUUCGACCAUCUGACGAACCAGAGCUUUUGGUGUGUCCGGGUGAUUGGCUACCCUGCGCUGCGUCAGGGGGCAGUGGGCCUUUCCUGUGGAGAGCACACGGACUAUGGCUGCUGGACUAUCCUGGCACAGGAUGAGACGCCAGACGCCUUGGAGGUGCAACUGUCCGGUGGGUCCUGGGCCAAGGUGCCACCCCGAGCUGGGGCCUUCGUGGUGAAUCUGGGCGACAUGCUUAGUGUUUGGACCAAGGGUCGCUACAAGGCUACACGGCACCGGGUCCGGCAGACGAAGGGCGACUUUCGCACUUCCAUCGCCUUCUUCUACGAACCCAACUUCGAUGCGGUAAUUCGGCCACUGGAUGUGGCGCCCCCCCUGGGAAAGCCGCAUCCUUGUGAGGGCAGCACGGCACCUUUGGCUCGUGGCCUUGCAGGGGGCGAGCUGAUCUACGGGGAGCAUCUUUUUGCAAAGGUUUCUUCAAAUUUCGACUUUGGAGCUUAG
Molecule: messenger RNA, 1092 nt
Organism: Durusdinium trenchii
Lineage: Eukaryota; Dinophyceae; Suessiales; Symbiodiniaceae
Source: the annotation of a GenBank genome assembly